UGUGCGACUUUGAUGGAUGUGAACGCAGAAGCCAAGAAGACUCUGAUGUUAUAAGACUGCCAUGUUUCCAUAUGUUUCACAAGCAAUGUCUUCAAAAGCAGAUUAAUGAUAAAAUAACAGAUGUUCUCACUGUACCAAGCCGCUUCUCAAAAAAGUAAACUUCCUUACAUCGUCGUUCAAUGAAUCUCUACUUUCACCAACCUCCACCAAAGCAAAAAGUACAUCAAAUGAUGAUGAUAAUAGCAACACUAAUGACGACGACCACGAUGAUGAAAUUCCUGAAGUCAGCAGUCAUGACCCUCAAUACUAUGAAUAACCACAAUGGAAUGCAUUUAUAGAAAACAUGCUUGAUACCUUCCAAGUUCCACAGCCCUCUAUGUAUUCAGCUCAACGCACUUCAAAUUGUCAACAACUUCAGAACACUCAGUCCCAAAACAGUUCUACUCAGCAAAAUCAACAAAGCUCUCAACAACCUCAGAGAAGCACACCUAACACUUCAACAGUCAUUACCAUCAAUAUUCAAAAUGGAAAGUUCUGGUUCCUUCUUGGCAGAAAUAUAUCACAGUCCACUCUGAAUGGUAGAAAUGGAUCAAAUGCUUGUACUUUUAUUGCCCUUCUUCUUUCCAAAUUUUUUGUUAUAAAUAGAUUAACUCUUCCAUUUCCUCGACAAAGUCUGUCUCCAGUAUGGCAGUUAAUAAUGUUUUCGUGCAUCACAGAAGGCAAUAAAAUGCAUGAUCAAGUUACAGGUGGUUGUCCUGACCAUUUUGCUGUUACUGAAGCAGUUGCAUCACACCCUUUAUUAUCAGGAGGAGGAAAUGAGGUGGAAUAUUCAUUUGACAUUGAAUUUGUUCAUGGAAAUCCUGCUGUACCACAAUCUUCUCUUGCCUUUUUCUUGCAAAGACUUUUACAAGAAUCUAACAUAGCUGCCAUCGUGAUCAUCAAUGCCAUGUCCAUUUGCUUUGUUGGAAAAGAAGACAAUAUUCUCUUCAUGGAUAGUCAUCAACACGGGAACCAUGGUGCGCUUUUUGGCUACAGUAAUCUGGCAUCAUUAGAGAGCUUCCUGGUAAACAUAAAGCAACUUAUGAGUUGUAAUGUCAACAUGUGCAGUAUUACCUUUGYAAAAUUCAAUUAAAAGGUUGGGCCCGCUGUAAUUGGCUCUGCUGUUGCGGUGUCCCUGCCACUUUCUCAUUAUUGURUUUGCAUGUUAUUUAUUUAUGUUAUGUACUCAUGUAUUUACAGAUGUUAUUCUUGGCGAAGCUAAUAAAAUAAAAAAAUAAAAAUAAAAUUUAACUUACAAAUGUAUUAAGCGAGGCUUGAAAACUGUGCUAUUUCUGUAUGAUCAUUCAAGGUUGAAACUUACCUUCUUAAGAUAUCAUGUAAAAGCACAAACGGAAGAGUUUUGAAAGGAAAUGAGAUUUUGCAGAAAAAUAUGUGUUUUAUGGAGAA
This is a messenger RNA of Exaiptasia diaphana, 1446 nucleotides long. RefSeq lists its product as uncharacterized. Lineage: Eukaryota; Metazoa; Cnidaria; Anthozoa; Actiniaria; Aiptasiidae. The record is from RefSeq and is a predicted model, not a curated record. Bases 344 to 1132 code for a protein of 262 amino acids. The transcript has a single exon.